Molecule: messenger RNA, 2926 nt
Organism: Danio aesculapii
Lineage: Eukaryota; Metazoa; Chordata; Actinopteri; Cypriniformes; Danionidae
Gene: vaspb
Product: vasodilator stimulated phosphoprotein b
Exons: 14
Coding region: 456-1802 (448 amino acids)
Biological process (GO): positive regulation of actin filament polymerization; neural tube closure; actin cytoskeleton organization
Molecular function (GO): profilin binding; SH3 domain binding
Source: RefSeq, a predicted model, not a curated record
CAGACAGACGGGAAUGAAAGCUUUUCCUCAGAGUUGAGGAGCAGGUUGGGUUUCGCUCGCGAAUGAACGUUAACGACCGACCGGCGACGACCGAGCAGGAGUUUGUCGAAAACAGCGUCCAGACUUCACGACCAGCCGCGCGGAUGCAGACGAGGACAUGAGGCGGAAUAUGUGCAGACUUUGCUCGGAGCGAGACAUGAGUCCAGGAUACUGAUUAGAGUUGACACAAGCCCAGCUCCAGUAGCAACUCUAUCCACACUUCACCUCCAACCCCCUCCUUCACUCCUCAACCAGGAAAUCAUCGCGCAUUGCCGCUUAUCCGUCUUCCCACAGAUUAAACAAAACACCAAACCCCUCGGUGGGUUUAUCCAUGAGGAUAUCGCCGAUUUCUCCUGUGUUUUCGCCCCUGGAAGUUCGGCUUUAGGUCUGAGGAGGAUCCGCGCUGUCGUCGAACAAUGAGUGAGUCAAGUAUCUGUCAGGCCCGGGCCACUGUGAUGAUCUAUGACGAUGGCAGUAAAAAGUGGGUCCCGGCAGGCACGGGCCCACAAGCCUUCAGCAGGGUCCAAAUCUACCACAAUCCUACCAAUAAUGCCUUCAGAGUGGUGGGACGCAAGAUGCAGACUGACCAGCAGGUUGUAAUAAACUGUCCAAUUGUAAAGGGAUUAAAAUAUAAUCAGGCCACGCCAAACUUCCACCAGUGGCGGGACGCCCGGCAGGUGUGGGGACUCAAUUUUGGCAGCAAGGAAGAUGCGGCACUGUUCGCCAAUGGCAUGAUGCACGCUCUCGAUGUGCUCAGCUUGAUCCCCGAUGGAGGUUACUCCGCACGGCCCGUGUCUAAUGGACCAUCCCCAGAAGAGCUGGAGCAGCAGAGAAGAUUGGAACAGCAGAGGCUGGAACAGCAAGAGAGAGAGAGACAAGAAAGAGAGAGACAAGAGAGAGAACGGCAGGAAAGGGAAAGACAAGAGAGAGAAAGACAAGAGAGAGAACGACAAGAGAGAGAACGGCCAGUAGCUUCAGUUGUGAUUCCUCCAGCACCGCCUUUGGCCCCUGGAGGCCCUCCGGCUCCCCCGGGACCCCCACCUCCCCCUGGACCCCCUCCAUCUGGACCUCCUCCACCACCUGGGCCUCCGCCUUCAGGAGGAGGAGCUCCACCGCCUCCUGCUCCUCCACUGCCCUCUUCUGGAGGAGGUGAUGGAGGUGGAGGACCUGGAGGUGGUGGUGGUCUCGCUGCUGCCCUUGCAGCUGCCAAACUUCGCAAAGUGCCCAAGGAUGACGCUGGAGGUGGAGGUGGUGUUGCCAGUGCUGCUGCCAGUGCGGCGGCACCUAAAGCGGACAGCAGCCGUAACAGUGUGUCAAUGCCCAGCGGAGGAGGAGGAGGUGGUGGUGGAGGAGGAGGUGGUGGAGGAGGAGGAGGCCUGAUGGGAGAGAUGAGCGCAAUUCUAGCUCGACGGAGAAAAGCAGCAGAUAAAGGAGAAAAGCCACCUCCAAAAGCAGAAGAGCCCACUAAUGACGAUUCCGACACUCAAGGCCCAGGCGACUUCAGAAGACCAUGGGAAAAAUCCGCCACCAUGCCCAGGACUAACUCAGCACCCAGAAGUCUGGAGUCACCCUCUUCAUCUAGUCCACUUGUCAGGAUGAAACCUGUCAGCCAGUCAGCAGAGGCUGAAAGUGGAGAAGGCGAGUCAGAGAUGGAACGAAUUAAACAGGAACUGUUAGAGGAGGUGAGAAAAGAGCUGCAGAAGGUUAAGAAUGAAAUCAUCGGAGCCUUUAUUCAGGAGUUACAGAAACGAGGCUCUACAUAGUCCCACAGAAACUGAUGGGAAGGGAUCGUUCGGUCCUGAGAACCCAGGGAUACAUUCACACACACACAACACACACAAUCACCCAGGGACUUAACCCUUAAUCAUUACCAUUCAACUAAGAUGAGCUUUGUUGUACCUUUACAUGCCAUUUUUAUUUUUCCUUCACAUUCAUCCAUUUCUUUUUCUCUCUCUCCACAUUUACUUUGACAUAUUUAGUUUUUUUUCCUCCACUUAAUAGUUUUGCAUACUGUACACGUCAUCACCCUCACACUUGAUUUCUGUGCAUAAAUGCUCACCGUAAAAACUCAAUACUUGCCUAAAGUUAUUGUAUUCAGGGAAUAAUGCAUAUCUCUUAUAUCCCAGUGACUGUAAUGGCCAUAUACAGACCCACAUUGCAAUGAUGCAGCACUGAAGAGGCUAAAACAAGGUGGAAAAGACCUGCAAUACACACAUACAAACACACACAAUCCUCAUGAUGGACCUGUAUACAGUACCGGGUUCAUUCUUGUGCUUUCAGCUGGGAGAUUUUCACAUCACAGCCUGAUUUAGCUCAAUUCAGGAGAAAUGAUAACCUUUUUGUGUGUGUGUUAACGUUUAUUUGAGGCUCUGUUUUUUGUUGUCGUGUGUGUGAGUUGAGUUUGUGCUCGCGUAUGAACGAAUGGCUGCCUCGGCCUCUGUUUAUCAGUGCCAUCUUGUAUUUUGGUCACCUGAAACAACCGUUCUCAAAGCUUCAGCCCUCAUUUGAGAUGUUUUUGUUUUAAACUUUGUGUUGAGAUAUGAUUUACUAUGGCCAUGAUCUGCUGGCCAUGCCAAACUGCCUUGGAAAAUACAUAUAAAUAUAAAUAUAUAAGGUAUAUAUAUUUGUUUUGAGGGAAAAUGAUAGAAAAAAAAUACAGAAGUUGAGAUAAUGUUUCUAUUUUAAUUGAAAUGAUUGGUGAAUGGGGACUUAUUGUGAUUUAUUGUGUAAUCUUUUCAGAGAUUAUUUUUUGGUUUUCUGUUCUCUUUUUUUUUUGUUUCUUUUCUAUAGAAUAUAGGCUUUUUACACUGAAAUAUAUCAAGAAAAUUGCGUAGAGACACUGGAUUAGAUGCCUUUAUAGUCAAAUACAGCUGCUUCUUCUACUGCA